UUCCCGCAGUGAGGUACCUUCCUCCAGAACCAUCCAGGAGUCCAGGACCCUCACGUCAGACAGGCCCUACCCCAGACUCAGGUCCUCCUCUCACGGCAGAGGAUCAGGGGGCUCUGGGGGGAGGAGGAGGAGUGGCCCAGCCAGCAGCAGACGUAUAUGGAGCAACAGGAGGGUCUUUGAUCAAGCCUCCAGGAAAGUAGACCCCCAGAGAUUUGCAGAGUUCAUGAAGAAGGCUCAAGGUGGUUCAACAACAAAGACGGAGAAAGAAAAAGGAGAUUCAGAGCCUGCGAUGUAUGGGGACGGGGAUGCUGCUUCUGGGGAGGGGCUGUCUCAUGAAGACCGACUCAUUGUUUUACCAAGCAGCGUCAUGCCAACCCCAGAUACUCCAGAUGAAAGUAAGAUGGGUGUAACUGCAAGCAAAGAGAAUUUAAACAAUCAGAAUAAUGUCAUGGCAACCACCGAGAACGGUGAAACCAGUGUCAUGACAACCAUGGAGAUCCCAGAUGACAGUCGGACUAGUUUCACUGUAACAACAGAAAAUACUGACAAAGUGACGACAGUGACGACAGAGUCAUACACCCGGUCAGACGCCACACCCAUCGAGUCCACAUUCACCCACAGCAGCCACAGCACAGGGAGUAUCAGUGAAACUCAGGGUGAGGCCGUCUUUCAAUACAGCCCCAGGGUUAGUGGGUCUAGUGGGUCUAGUGGUGAGUCGUACUCUCUGGAGAGGAACACGACAGUACCUCUGAGGCAACCUGUCACGCUCCUCCUCACCGUGACCAACAUCACAGACGAAACCCAGAUCCUGUUCUCCGGAGAAGCACCUGCAGAACCAGAGACCUCCACCGGGGCGGCGCUAUCACUCCUCACCGACCCCAACGUCACCCCCAUGAUGGACAGUCCCAGAUCACCCCCGAGAGAGCCUGAGAUGCACACAGCCACUGACCCAGACAGCCAGACCACCUUCACUGCGGUCACCACCACCGAGAGAGAGCAGGAUGAGAUCACCUUCCACACCACCCAGAGGAUCAAGUCCCCCCAUCUGCCUGCAGGCUCCACAAUCAUCUCCCGCCAGCAGAUCCACAUCAUCCCCCCUAAGAAGGGCAGAGGAAGAGGAGGAGGAGGAGGGGGCCGGAGGAGGAACUUCCCUGGCAGGAGGAGGUUCAUCAAGCCCAACCGGAUCACAGACAUUCAGUCCAUCCUGAACAAACUCAAACAGCCCAACAUUGUGAAGACACAAGGCAACAACACAGUACCCUACACUACGGAGCUGACCACAGACUGUGACUGUGAUGAGGACGAGAAGAAGACAGGUGGUCAACGGGUCGUCGUACCAACAACAUUGCCUAGAUCUCCCAACGUCCCUAGCUACUCUCUAGGAAGAACAGAGAGACCCAUCUCUACAACAUUGGACACUCCCACCACCACAUACUCAACAGAGGCCCUCACCACCACCACCCAGCCCACCCUCACUCACUCUCAGUCCCCCACCACCACCCAGCCCACCUCCUCUCAGUCCAGAGGUGAGGUAUCCAGCAGCUACAUGACCUCCACUAAAGCCCCAGACUCUGACCCAACACACGAUCCUAUGACGAGCACAACAGAUGAACCAACAACCUCCACCAUCACAACCACAACUGCUUCCAAGGUCGUCCGUGGUAAGAUCAACUGGGGCAGGCUGGUUGGGAACAGGGACAGGCAGAGGGAAAUAGUCAACAGACUACGUAAACCAGCCAGGACCUCAACCACCACAGAGGGCUCAACAACGGUCAAGCCCACCACCACCACCACCACCACCACAACUACAACCACAACUGCACUGCCCACCCAGCGGUCUCUGGCUGAACCUGUGACCGAGUCACCGUCUAGAGCAGGUAAACACAGAGAGACCCCAGAGAGCUCAUCAGACGAUGACUAUGGGGAUUCAUGGCCUGACUCUGAGGCCUCGACCACACCCCAGCCUGCCACUAGCCGUGGAACUACAGCCCCAGCCUAUGACUACAGGUCCUCCACCACCACAGAGUCUUCCCCUGACACCCAGACCAUCGCCUCCCCACCCACAGAAAAACCUGCCCCAAGAGAAGACACAGAUGAGGCCUCGUCCUCUGGGUCUGAAUCUGGAGGGUCAGGGGGGUAUCUAUCCCAUAGAUUUGGGGGAAACCGGAGACCAAAUGGAGGGUCAGGGGGCAGGAGGCCUUUCAGGGGCAGGAGGCCUUUUAAAAAAACCACAACAACUACCGAAGCCCCCAGCACCACCAUGGAAACAACAGAGCCUUCAACCACCAUGGAAACAACAGAGCCUUCAACCACCAUGGAAACAACAGAGCCUUCAACCACCAUGGAAACAACAGAGCCUUCAACCACCAUGGAAACAACAGAGCCUUCAACCACCAUGGAAACAACAGAGCCUUCAACCACCAUGGAAACAACAGAGCCUUCAACCACCAUGGAAACAACAGAGCCUUCAACCACCAUGGAAACAACAGAGCCUUCAACCACCAUGGAAACCACCAUGGAAACCACCAUGGAAACCACCAUGGAGACCACCACAUAUCCUGCACGGACCGUCUCCGUCUCCAAGCCCCUGUACACGCCCUCCAGAGAAUCAGAUAGGUCUGCAGUGACUGUGUCCACUGACAUGACCUCUAAGGGGAAAACCACCACAGACUCCGACUCAUACGAUAAUGAGAACUGGACAGAUGAGAUGGAGUCCACCACUAACCGCCCACGAGCCUACACUUCCACCACCAGGCCCAGAAUAACCUCCAUCACACCUUAUCCAACCACCACCUCAAGGCCUUACAUUACAUCAUCAACCCGCAUCCAGACUAACACCAACUCCAUCAGAGUGAACACUAACAUCAGGCUCCCGUCAGGGAGAUAUAGCCGUUACCAGAUCACACAGAGACCCAUGAUCAGGAGAACCAGGCCCAAGGUGUCCAGCAACAGGGCCAGCAGAGGCCCAGACAAGACCCUGACCUUUGACACACUGACUGUUCUGGAAGCAGAGCAGGGGCACACCAAUGCCCCCUACAGCAGCAAGGACAUAGACAAUGCCAUCUCCAACGCCUAUACUCACAUCACCGGCUAUGAUACGACAACCGCUAACAUUGUGGGCUUUGAGCCGUCCACCAGGGACAUGCCCACCAAGGCCAGGAUAGUGGGAGGCAACGCGGCCAGCUUCACUGUCCUGUCCAACUCAGACGCCUUCCUGCCCUGUGAGGCCGCGGGCAGCCCUGAACCCACCAUCAGCUGGAAACGCUUUUCUUCAAGCACAGGAAGCACAAUGACCAUCAACGGCAAGAUGGGCAAGUUUGAGGUGUUCCAGAACGGCACUCUAUCCAUUCAGAAUGCAAACAUCAAAGACCGUGGCCAGUACCUCUGCCUGGCUGAGAACGAGCGGGGGUCGGACAAGCUCCUGGUCACCCUGUCCGUGGUGGCCUACCCCUCACGCAUCCUGGAGCCCAAGGUACGGGAGAUCAAGUCCCACUCAGGGAAGACAGUGGAGAUGAAGUGCAAGGCGGAGGGCCGCCCCACCCCUCUGGUCUCCUGGAUCCUGGCCAACCGCACCCAAGUCAGGGGCCACAACUCGGGCCCCAGGGUGUCAGUGACCCCAGAGGGCACUCUGCUCAUCAAGGAGGUUUCUGUGUAUGACCGGGGCCACUACAAGUGCAUCGCCAGUAACCCAGCUGGAGCCGACACUGCCACUGUCAGACUGCAGGUGGUGGCAGCACCCCCUGGCAUCCUGGAGACCAAACGACAGCAGGUCCAGGCCGGUGUGGGUCAGAGCUUGUUGUUACCCUGUACCGCUCAGGGCAGCCCCCAGCCCACCGUGCACUGGGUCCUCUACGAUGGAACGGCGGUGCGGCCCCUGAAGCCCUCUGUGGACCCCAGGGUGUCAGUGUUCGCUAACGGGACGCUCCACCUGACCGAUACGGCCACCGCGGACAGCGGGAAGUACGAGUGCAUCACCACCAGCUCUACUGGGUCAGAGCGCAGGGUGGUGACGCUGACGGUGGAGAAGAAGGAGAUGCCUCCUCAGAUCGUGGUGGCGUCACACCGCAGGACGGAGCUGUUGUACGGGGACCAGCUGAGGCUGAACUGCUCGGCCACCGGGGACCCCAAACCCAGGAUCAUCUGGAGACUACCGUCCAAGGCUGUGGUGGACCAGUGGCACAGGAUGGGAAGCCGGAUCCAGGUCCUGGACAACGGCACCCUGGUCAUGGACUCUGUGAGUGACAAGGACGCUGGGGAAUACCUGUGUGUGGCGCGCAGCAAGGUGGGAGACGACCUCCAGCUCAUGAAGGUCACUGUGUCCAUGAAGCCGGCCAAGAUCGAGCCCAAGACGUACGGUAAGAAGCAGGUCCCCUACGGCAACGACCUGAAGGUGGACUGUAAGGCGUCUGGGACACCGGAGCCAGAGAUCUCCUGGGGCCUGCCGGACGGCACCAUGGUCAACAGCGCCCUGCAGUCAGACAGCAGCAGUGGCGGGGGACGCGCACGGCGAUACAUCCUGUUUGACAAUGGCACGCUCUAUCUUAAUCAGGUGGGCAUGGCGGAGGAGGGCGACUACACAUGCUAUGCUGAGAACCAGCUGGGCAAGGACGAAAUGCACGUCCACAUCACCGUGGUGAUGGCAGCGCCACGAAUACGGACGCCCAGCCGGACCUACGCCCAGGUGAAGCCUGGAGGCAACAUCCGCUUCGACUGCGAAGCCACAGGCGAGCCCAAGCCCAAGAUCCUGUGGAUGCUCCCCACUAACGACAUGAUUGCAGCCUCCAACGAGCGCUAUCUGAUGCACGUCAACGGCUCCCUGGACAUCCGGGACGUUAAGCUGGUGGAUGCUGGGGAGUAUGUGUGCAUGGCUCGCAACACCGCUGGGGACGACAGCAAAGUUUACAAGAUGGAUAUCUAUGGCAACCCUCCGGUGAUCAACGGCUACUACCAGAACAGGACCGUGGUGAAAGACACGGCCACCAAGUACUCCAGGAAGUUCAUAGACUGCAAGGCCGCUGGAGACCCGCCUCCCAAGAUCACCUGGAUCAUGCCGGAUAACAUCUUCCUGAACGCUCCGUACUUCGGCAGCAGGAUCAACGUCCAUCACAACGGAACGCUGGAGUUCCGGAACGUCCGUCCAACAGACAUGGCGGAGUUCAUCUGCAUGGCGAGGAACGACGGCGGAGAGGCAGUGAUGGUGGUGCAGCUGGAGGUCACUGACAUGCUUCGAAGGCCCAUCUUCAAGAACCCCUUCAACGAGAGAGUGGUGACCCGUAUGGGGAAGACCACGGUCCUGAACUGUUCUGCAGACGGUCACCCGACACCAGAGAUCAUCUGGCUGCUACCCAACGGAACCCGCUUCAUCGGCGGCCCCGACCGGGGCUCACGCCAACAUCUAGGCAACGACGGAACUUUCGUCAUCUACAACCCCAGCAAGGAGGAUGCUGGGAAGUACCGCUGUGCAGCUAAGAACUCGGCAGGCUACAUUGAGAAGCUGAUAGUUAUGGAGGUGGGCCAGCAGCCCUUAAUCCUCACUAGGCCCAGAGGGAUCAUACGUAGUGUGUCUGGGGACCCUGUGUUCCUCCACUGCCUGGCUGAUGGCAGCCCCAGACCCAGCAUCUACUGGACCAUCCCUGGAGGCCACACCCUGGCCAGGCCGCAGGUCCAUGGACGCCACCAGCUGAUGGAGAAUGGGACCCUGGUGGUCAGGGACACAACCCUCCAUGACCGGGGAAACUAUGUGUGUCGGGCGCGGAACGACGCUGGCGAGGCAGUUCUCACAGUGCCGGUCAUCAUCAUCGCCUACCCUCCCCACAUCACCACGGGACCCCCUCCCACCGUGAGAGCGAUGGCGGCGGCGCCCAUACAGCUCAACUGUGCCGCCAUCGGGAUCCCAAAGCCGGAGAUUACCUGGGAGCUGCCUGACCUCUCUGUGCUCUCCACGGCGGGGAAAGGGCGGCCCACGGGCAGCGAGCUGCUCCACCCUCAGGGCACGCUGAUCAUCCAGAGACCCACCACAGCAGACUCUGGCACCUACAAGUGCCUUGCCAAAAACCACCUGGGCACGGACUCACGGGUCACAUAUUUGCGUGUGCUGUGAGGACCAGCGCUGACUAAAAGGGAAUAUAAAGCCCCUAGAAUAUCAACUCUAAACAGACACAGUAACUUCACAGUGUCUCUUAUAAUGUACAAUGUCAGAAAAGACUGUUUUCCACACGUGGACUUGUGAGGAGCGGGGUUUGUGGAAUAGUUUGACCACAUUACAGCUCACAUCAAUCAGCCAAAUAGCAGAACAGGAUUAUUGAGAGUAGGAGGAGGGAACGGAGGAGGGAACGGAGGAGGGAGCGAGAAGAAAGAGAAACUGUACAGAAGAGGAUCUGUUCUUCGCCAGGAAAGCCGGGACUAGUGAGGUGUUAUUCUUAUUGUAACAGAGUCAGAGGUCUGGAAACCCACGACUGGUUCUCAUUUGAGGUGUUUUUAAAAAGGGGCUAGAGGGUGGGUCUUACAGUGAGCCUACUUGUUGAGUGUUUUGACCAGACGCUUUACCACAGCCUGUGGAGAGAGAGGAAGAGUGAGAAACUUACUCACUAUGUUCCCUCUGGACACUUCCUCAAUGUUUAUUUUUUUGUGGGGGGGUUGGUAAUGACUAAACGUUUCUGCCUAUUUAGCUUUUUAAGAUACGUUUCAUAUUUCUUAUGAACAAAUCUUUAUAUACAGGCAGUAUAUUUUAAUGAAAUCUGCCAAAUAUACAUUUUUCAUAUACAUUUUACACUGGAUUGUCAUAUAGUUUUUCAUAACAAAUUACUCACAUUUCUAUAUGUUCAUAUUUUUGAAUGAGCAUUGCUUGUUUGUGAUGUUGUUGUCUAUCUUCCCCUCUCAUGGUUUGAUAGUGCUUGUAUCAAUACCAAUGCAGGAGUUCGUUUGGUAUUAAUACCGACUCUUAUGGAUGUGAAAUGGUCACUCACACAGUAUUCAAUGGCAUUGUAUGAACUGUCACUCACAGUAAAUACAAUUAUGCAUUAUUGGUUUUAUGUAAUAAUAUAUUUAUGCCUUUUGUAACUGAUAUCUACUUUGUGUAAAUUAAUUGGUACAUAGGUGUAAAUGAAUGGUACCCGGGAGAUGAAAUUAAACCAAAGAUGGAAUGUG
This is a messenger RNA of Coregonus clupeaformis (lake whitefish), 7146 nucleotides long. RefSeq names its product immunoglobulin superfamily member 10-like. The transcript has 5 exons. The coding region runs from base 224 to 6100 and encodes 1958 amino acids. Lineage: Eukaryota; Metazoa; Chordata; Actinopteri; Salmoniformes; Salmonidae. The record is from RefSeq and is a predicted model, not a curated record.